AUGAGGGGAGUAAUAAGUUCAGGACCCAAAGCAUUUGCAGUGGGAAACAGUAGCGAGAAGCAGUGUAGGCAGAAAUCUGUUCCGGUCCUCUGGAGACAUAGGAUGGUAAGAUUUUCUCCAGCCAAAAUGUCAACCAAGCACUCUACAGAUCUAGUUGAAUAUGUUGACAAGGGUUCCCCCUUUCUUCCUGUCAUUCCAACCAGCCAGACAAGUCCUCUGGAAGACAGGCUGAAUAACCAGGAGCGCACCAUAGCCUUCCUCCUCGAGCAAGCCUUCCGCAUCAAGGAGGACCUCUCUGCUUGCCUCCACGGGGCCCAUGGCUUUCAAAAAGAAGAAUCUCUUGCCAGGAAGUUACUAGAAAGUCACAUCCAGACCAUCACUAGCAUCGUCAAGAAACUCAACCAAAACAUUGAGAUCCUAGAAGACCAAAUAAGAAUUCGAGACCAGGCAGCCACAGGAACUAACUUUGCAGUGCAGGAGCUAAACACCAAACACCAGCAUGGAGUUGGAGACCUUCGAGGAAGAGUAGCCAGAUGUGAUUCAAGCAUUGUGAAGCUUUCCGGAGACAUCCAGCUCAUCAGGCAUGAGUGCCGACAAGUUGAGAAAUCAUUUCAAGAACUCUUUUCUGCCCUAGAAACUGUUUCCAAGAACUUGGAUGUGAAGGUAACACAGCUCUUAGGAAAGAUAGAGGCAUCUACUUCAGAGCACACCUCAAACUUAAAGAUGGUCCAGGGAGAUUAUCGACAUGAAAUGAACCUCUUGGAAUUCAAAUUUAACUCACUUUCUACAAACAUGUAUGAAGAAGUUGAAAACAAUCAAAAAUGGACAGAAAGCCAGUUUAUCAAGUACAGAAAAGACCACCUGGGUCACAUAAAUGAAUGUCUGAAGGUUGUGCAGGAAAAGCUGGAAAAGUCUGAGACGAAAACAGAAGAAAAAAUACUGCAACUUUCAAGCAACUUGGAGAAUUACAUUAACUCCCAGAAACAGGAAGCAGAACUACACAAAAUAAAACUCAUAGAAAAUAAACUGUCCAAGAAGAUGAACCAAAUGGAAAAGCGGAUCUGGGGUGAAUUAGAGAAAAUGCAAAGUGACUAUCAAUCAGGAUUUAAAUCAAUUCAUGACUCCCUCAGCUCUCUCCAAAAAAUACAAAAAACAAAAAUGGAUUUAGAGAAAUAUAAAGUACAGAAAGACUUAAAGAAAUUACAGCGUAAAAUAGUGGAACUCCAGGAAGUCUGACUUUGAAGUUACUUUCUUUUCCACCAGCUAGUGGGAUCAGUUGUGAAGAAAAUUAACAUUUUUAGGAUGCUGACUACUUCUAGUGUUUCCUAUCACCUCUUAAGGAAAUUGAUGUAUCUGGGGGAAAAAAACACAAUAAAUCAAAAAGCUUCAUGAUGCCUUUAAUUUACUAAAGAAAAAUUAAGAAAUUUCUUUACAUGCACAUUGUUAUAUUUUUAUUUGCCCACAAAUAGGGGAAGACCAAUCUACAUUGUGACCUCAGAUGGAGAAAGUAAAUUCAUACACAUGGCAGACCAGUGAUGAACUGGAGACAACUGACUGUGCCUGAAAAUAACAGCAGCUAUGCGGUUACAAUUUGUUAUUAACGUGAAUUUUGUCCAUUAUUGCAAAACUUCUCCUUUUCAAAAGAAACAUCUCUAUUUUUAGCACUAGCAUUUGAAACCAAAAUAGUUUACACAUUUAUAAUCAAAAUACUUCAUAACUAUAAGGGAAACAUCUGUGGGAUGUAUACAUGAGAAGGCUAAUUUACAACUUCUGACCCAGAAAAUUCUCUUUUCUAACAAAACCAAUGUCUAUAGCAAGUCUAACUUAUGCAAAUUUAAAAUAUAUUGUCAUUUGCACUCAAUACAAUGUAUCAGAAUUGUAAGUAAUAACCCCUACAAAGCAAAAUAAUAUACUAGCUUCCAUUAAAAAAUACCCCUACAACAUUUAGCCUAUGUGCUAAAUUCAGAAGUACCUCAAAACCAUUGAUUUCCUAUCAGCUCUAAACACACAGCUGAACUAUAGAGCUGUUAUGGUUUCAUUUCUGUUCUUGUGAUGAAAUGCCCUAACAAAAACAACAUUAAGGGAGAAAGGGCUUGGCUUACAACUCAUUGUAGAAAAAUCAAGCAGUAGGAGCUUGUAGUGGUCCAUCAUCACACAGUUAGGAGAGAAAUGGAUGCAUCAGCAUUUCACAUGCUUACUGUGUUCAUCUGUCUCCACUCUUCCAUAGUGUAGGACACCCUGCCUAAGGAAUGGUGCCACUCACAGUGGGCAUGGUCUUCUCACAUCAAUUAAUUUAAAAUAGUUCCCUACAAAUAUGUCCAUGGGCCAACUAAACUGUAGACAAUCUCUCACUGAGAUGCUCUUCCCAGGUGAGUCUAAAGCUAAUCAUUCAAGAAACAUUGCUAUAAGGCAUUUUUUAUUUAUGAAAAAUAAAAGCAAACUAUUUGUGGCAUACACUAGUCAUGCUAGAACAAGGACUAAUUUCUAUUCACAGAGAUUUUUGUAAACCUGACAAGGCAAUUCAUUACCAGAUUUAGGAACCUUCUUUGGUUUAUAGAACAGCAACCAUUUCUCUCAUAAUAAAGAACAAUUUUAAUUCCCAAAUAUUUUACCUACACCCACUUCUCUAACUUUUUAACCAUGUCAAACAUCUCCAUUUAUUGUUAUUAGCAUAUACAUAGCAUAAUUAGCUCUGUAAUUGGAGGGAACUUCAUUAUAGAUUUAAGAGUUCAAAACACAAAAGCGUCCUUUGUAAUCAAAUGUCAUCCUAGGAUCAAGACCUGAUACUCUAAGUAAUCACAAAUGUUUGUAAAUCAUCAAGAAAAUAAUACAUUCAAAAUUUUAUUUUCAAAAUGGUCACAGGAUAUGAGUAGGUGACAGAAUAUGAUAACCAAUGGAAGUAUGAAAAAACAUUUAACUUCACUAUUAAAGAAAAAAAUCAAGGGGGCUCAGAUACUCUUUUCAGACUGGCAGAGAGUGAGUCAAUUGAUAAUACUGUGUGGACAAGUGUGAAAAAGAAAAUUUCUCAUUAAGUAUUAGUGAGUCUAUAAACUGGUAUGCUGUGAGAUGUUUUGUAUGGCAAAUGUGUUGCUCUGAUUGGUUGGUAAAUAAAACACUGAUUGGCCAGUAGUCAGGCAGGAGGAAGGAUAGGCAGGACAAGGAGGAGAAUAAAGCUGGGAAGUGGAAGGCUGAGUCAGAGACACUACCAGCCGCCACAAUGACAAACGGCAUGUGAAGAUGCCGGUAAGCCACGAGCCACGUGGCAAGGUAUAGAUUUAUAGAAAUGGAUUAAUUUAAGCUCUAAGAACAGUUAGCAAGAAGCCUGGUAUGGCCAUACAGUUUGUAACCAAUAUAAGUCUCUGUGUUUACUUGGUCGGGUCUGAGUGGCUGUGGGACUGGCAGGUGAGAGAGAUUUGUCCUGACUGUGGGCCAGGCAGGAAGACUCUAGCUACACUGGUACAAUGAUUUAGAGGGUAAUUUGGAAGCAUCUAUUAAAUGUUCUUCCUUUCCUCUUCUCCCCUCAACUCCCAACUUUCUAUCAUAUACACACCCUUCAGACCUACAAUUCUGUACAUGUAAGUUCACAUCAUAGACCAAAGUUCCCAAAGACCUUGUAAACUCACAUCCAGGACUCAUACACAAGCGGUUCUGAAGACAAAGAAACUAUGAUGGUCAUAGAAUCAUUUAACCUCUGUUUAGCGGACAGUAGAGCACUGGACCUCUCUCGCCUUGCAUUAUUUCACUUAAGUUCACUCAAAAAAAAAAAAUCAGCAUGAAUAAGCUGCUUUUCUGAGAGAAGGUCCAGACAGAGGCAUGGCACUUAGUCUAUGUUAAAUGCUUUUGCUUAAUCAUUUAGGAAGUGUGGGGCUCCUCUCCCCACAAACACAGGCUAAUGCUGGAACACUAUCUCUGUAAUCAUAUGCAGAAUAUAUGAUAAAGUAGCUCAUAUGCUUUUUGUAUACUAAUACCACUUACACAGUCUUGGAUAGUGUAAGGGUCCUGAUGUCUCCCAGCAUUUAUCUUCCUUUUAAAGAACCUGCUCCUAGAAAAAAAAUCUCUUGAUGUUUGUUGUAGCAGUGACUAAAACACAGUGUGUGUGUGUGUGUGUGUGUGUGUGUGUGUGUGUGUGUGUGUGUGUAACUACAUCAAAUGAAAAGGUUUUCACAUAACAAAACAUGAAAAGACAAUAUGGGGGCUGGCAUAGAGAUGGCUCAGUGGAUUAGAACAUUUGCUGCACAAGUAUGAAGACCUAAGUUGAGAUCCCAGCACCCACAUAAAAAGCUGGUAUGUCCACACCUACACCUGCAGGGGGCUGAGAUGGGAGGAUCACUAGAGCUUAUUGAUGCCAGUAUAACCCCAGGUUCAUUGAAAGACCCUGUCUCAAGUAAGUGAGGUGAAGAAAAGAGUGAUAGGAUAUUUGAUGUUCUCCUCUGGCCUUGACUGUAUGCACAAGUACACACACACACACACACACACACACACACACACACAGAGAGAGAGAGAGAGAGAGAGAGAGAGAGAGAGAGAGAGAGAGAGAGAGAGAGGGAGAGCUGCAGAAUAGGGAAAUAUGAUUGUCCUUCAGCAUCAGCAGGGCGUGAUGAUCCAUACAAGUUGAACUCUCAUGUAAAAUCAUGUAACAUUUGCUGAAAACCUGCAUAUUUUUUUGUUCUGGUGUUGGAGUGACUCCAGAGUUUCAAGUAUACUAUACAUACACUCUACAAUUCAGUCAUAUGCCUAGCUAUGUUCUUUAAAACCUCACUAGAUUACUUAUAAUAUCUAAUACAAUGUCAGUGUUACAUAGUUUUGCUGAACUGUUUUUUGGGGGGUUUUGUGGGGGAAUGAUAAAAGAAGUACAUGUUCAAUACAGGUUUGUGGGAGUCUGUCAGAGUCCAGUUCUGACCUGUUCCCACCUUAUGAAGAGUUCUUAGGUGGAGAAGAGAGGAAGGAGGAAAUACUAGGUAGAAAGAUAGAGAUGAUAAGGAAGACAGAGACACAGGAUAGCUUCGGGAGGGCCCUGGGUCAAUACCCAGAUGCCCAGUCCUUUAUUCAAAAGGGCUUUUUUUAUAAUAUGCCAAGAGAGGCAGAAGACUUCCCCCUUGCAAGAUCAAAUCACACCAUACAGCCAAGUGUAGACCCUUCCAAACAUCUGGUAAACACACCUGUAGCAGGAAUCUUAAAAGUUCUUAUUAAUGAAAUCAAACGAGCCAGUUUUGGGGGUGAACACUGGAAGAUCAGAAAGAAGAAGCCACAGCUACCUCACUUUGCCAGAUCCUCAACUGGUCUUGUUUCCUCAGACUGGAGGCCUCUGAGUCCUCAUCCAGAAUGGGUCUCAGCUGAACUGCUGAGACUGAAUGCUUAACCAGGCCAAAUGCUUCUAGUUUCUGGUCCUCACGCCUUAUAUACCUUUCUGCUUUCUACCACCACUCCCUGGGAUUAAAGGCUCACUUUCUGGGAUUAAAGGCUUUCUGGGAUUAAAGGCGUGUGUCACCAUGCCUGGCCGUUUAUAAUGUGGCCUUGAACUCACAGAGAUCCCAGAUGGAUUUCUGCCUCUGGAAUGCUAGGAUUAAAGGCGUGAGUGCCACCAUUUUCUAGCCUCUGUAUCUAGUGGCUAUCUGUUCUCUGACCCCAGAUAAAUUUAUUAGAGUACACAAUAUUUUGGGGAACACAAUACCACCACACACACCCCUGGCCAAAUCAUCCUAUUAUGUAGCUCUACUGGGUAAACAAGUUCAGAUUCUCUGACCUUGAGUAAUUUCUCACUAGGAAGCCUCGGUGGGUCUCCACACACAUUCAACUUUUAAAAUGCUUUUUACCUGUGGUUGAAUCCACAGAUGAGUAACCUGCAGAUAUGGAGGGCAGACUUCAUGUUUAAACCAUAUUGAGGGUUGACCUAUCUAGACACUCCUUUGUGGAGGGGGUGAGAAAGUGCAGCAUCAAUGACACAGAUACUGGGAGUCAGGUGAGAAGCAAGCAGCAGACUUGUUUAUUGUGGAUAUGGGAUGAACCUAUAUACCCUCUCCUGAUUUCUCAUUGGCAGCCAGAGACUCUCUUAGCUGUGUUGUCUCUUUCUCAUUGACCCCCAGCAUUCUGAUGGUUGUACAUUACCAAUCACCAGGUGUAGAGGCAGACUCCAAGUUGGCUCAGCAGGAAGUAGCUAGCACGUAUGCUUAUGUGCACUACCUGGAACAGGGCAGCUGCGGUUUUAUCAGGCUAGCUGGCUGUUCCUCCUAUACCAUAUAUUUGAUAGGAGUCUAAUAUCUUGAUCUUAAGGAAGUUAUGAUCUAUGGAAAAAGCCAAUAAUUACAUUUGAAAUACAUGGGCAAAGGUGUGAUGAGGGCUAAGGUAAGUGGAAUAGAGUGAGCACAGGUCUGGAGGACAAGAAAAUGGAUCUGUGAAGUGCAAGAAAUUCAAUAGUCAGAGCCUAAAGUGUGUCAUGGGAGAUGGUGAUAGGAGGAAAGUGCAGGAAAUGGGUAGAGAGAAAGCUGGAGAAUGUAGGGAGUGUGGGGGUCCCAACUACAAAAGCCCUUGUAAUUAAUGUUGAGAAAUCAGGCUUUAUCCUAAGGACUCAAGAUAGGCCCCAAGCCAUUUAAACAGAAGAGUAAUAUUGCCAGAUUUGCACUUGAUAUUCUUUUUCUUGGAGUGUGCAGGACAGGGUGGAAGUAGCAUAUUUGGGCUUCUGAAAGGAAGAGAAGUUAUGCCGCAGAGCAGGGACUGUGCACUCAGGUUUAUCUGGGGACGGUCAAAGCUAUGUGUCCAGUGGUUAAUGAAAAAAAUGGAGCCUGGAUAAAAAUCCAGACAGGAAAUUUAGCUUUGAAAGUCACCAGCACAGGAAAGGCUACUGGAGUUAGGAGUGGGGAAGACUUGCCUGGGAGUGAGGACCAUGGCUGUAGGGGGCAUGAGUACUGUGAGGGGAAGAACCAAGUGCUGAAGGGACAGCAAGGCCUGAUAAGAAUGUAAACAGUGAUGUAGUAGAAGAGGUGGUGUAGACAAGAGGCAGUGUCUUCUUGUUGUCUUCAAGGGUCUUGUUGACUCAUUAGCAUUCUAUUGGCACUGCUUCAAGAAUUGUUAGAUCCCACCUACUAAAGAUGGCCCUGCCUUUCAAUGUAAACAGAAUGACUUAAAUGCUUUCUUGAUUGCUCAUCUAUUUCAUAGAUAAAUACAUUGUCCUUUCAAACACAGAGGGUGAUGAGCACCCCUUCAGAGGCAGGACUGCUACAAGGAAAUAGACGACUCCUGGAUGUGAUCCCACUCUGAUCUCUCAGAGUCACACACACUUGUAGAAAGGUUUACUAAUUCAGAUCUUUCUUAUUCUAUAGGCAUGAUAUUUUCUGAUUCCAUGGGCUGAAUUUCACAACCCCACCUCCAGGUAGAUUGUAGCUACUUCAUUUUCAGAAGAUAUACACGUGACAAAUGUGAAUCUGAAAUGACUGACGUAUUUACCACUAUGUCAUGAGCCACAUCCACUUUAACAGCCUCAGAAACAAGUGGGGAGAAAAGCUACUAAUUUUCAGAGAAUUUGAUGGGUGUUGAGGGCUACAAAACCUGAAUUUAAUUCUGUACCACAAUCACCAUCUGUGUGGCUUUAGAUUUGUUCUGUCAUUUCUGCUUCCUCAUCUUAAAAUGGGACAAUAAAUACUGCAGUUGCUUUGAAGGUUGCUGAAAGACUAGAAGGAGCAUUUAUUGAGGUAUUACCAGAUACUAAAGGCUUCUCAAGGCAGUCUAAAUUGAUUAAACCAUUCAAACUACCAGAUACUUACAACCACAGAGAGGUUAAGUAACUUACAUAAGGUCAGGUCACUAGAUGAAGCCACCAUUUGAAGUCACUAGUCCAGAGAACUUGCUUUAAACAAUAGUUUGACCUUUGUCUUUAAAGCAGAUUAUCUCACAUUAGGGUCUGACCUAGUAGAGACUAUACUUAACAUUUAUUAUAAAAUAAUAUAAAUAUAAACAUUUACUAUAAAUAGAGUAUUUCGUUUUCCUGAGGAAAGACAAGUUUCAUGGUUCUUUUUCACAUAACUCUAAUUCAGAUUAUAUCUAAAAAUAUUUGUGCGUAAAAGAUAUUUAGUAUGCAUAAGAAAAAAAUACUUCUGAUUGUACUAAAUCUAGCAAAGAAGAGAAGUAGAUAGAAUGCAAAAUAGAGAUUUCUUCUGGAUGACCUCUGAUAAUGAAACUAUUUCCUAAUUGGAAAAGCACUUUCUUCUACUAUCUUGGGAGGAAGGGUAACAGCUGAAGAGACAUUAUGGACAUUGAGUGUUCCAUAAGGUGCCAAUACCAAUUUGCAAUACAUCCUAUUUCCUCCAUUAAAUUGAGCCAUCAAAGCAAAAGCAAAAGCCCUUAUGCCAAGUAGAAUCCAUUAGCAUCCAAUUGGCAGAUGCUUCUCCAGGAAAGUUAUACACUGUGCUCAUAAGACAAGUAUCCAAAGACAGACUUCAAGUAGGUAUUGGCUGUAGUAUUAAGGCAACUCCACGUAGUUAAAAGGGAGGUUUAUUUUGUGGGAUAACUUACAAGUAAAGGGAUAGGUUACAGGGUCCGGGAAAGGUGUAGUGCAGUCCAGCAGUGUUCUCUGGAGAACUCUGCUCAAUCUACCUCCAGCGUCCAGGAUCCAGGAACCAAGAGAGCCGGCACAUCCAGAUCCCAAGUCUUAAGGGCUCCUGUCUCGGCCCCACCUUGUAGGCCUGACAGUUACCAAAGCCUCAAUGGGGGUAGUACUUCCAGGUCAAAGCUGGAACAGCUACCCACUACAAGUAGGUAAUGCUUAGAUGGUACUGGACAAAUUCAUACUUCUGCAACUCAACCACCCUGCAUCAUGGACUUUUUUCUAUUCUCUGUUCUAUAGUCAACCACUUAAGUCUUUUAAAUAAAAGGCUGGCACAUAUUCAUGACACCAACUCAAUAUCUUCAAGAAAUGUAGGAUAGGCAAAUAGAUGAGUAAUGAAAAAUGGAACACACACAUGAGUUUUUAUCAACUACCUCCUUUGAAGGGUUAGUGGACAAUCUAGUGCAAAGAUCACCCACCGUGUUCAGGUACCUAUGAUAUGAGGCUCAAAAGUAAGUUGACAGGCUGUAGGAAGAAGUUAGAGAAACACAAGGAGAAAAAUAAGGGCUAUGACAUCACCAAGGAUUAAAUGGAACAACUAGCUCACUUUGGCCUUGGUUUUCCAUAAAGUUCAGAACUGAGUCUGUAUUCUCUAUCACUACAAUGACUCACACUUACUAAAUGGUUUCUUUGGAGGGCACUGCUUUCCUCUUCAGGUUCCUCUAGAACUCAGAUGGCUGUGGUACAUUCUUAAUCCAGCUUGUUAGAACAACUAAGGUACACACACAGCUCUUCUACGUUUCUUUGAAUUACAGCAAUUAUGAGAAACAGACACCAUGAUCACUUAGGUAGAUUCUACUUGACUAAAAGUACAAAUUUAGAAGUGAACUCUGAUCCUUGUUCCCCCUCUAAAGCAGGAAAAUUUAUUGUACAAAAUGAUGUGGGAUUAAAGGAAUAACGAGUUUAGCACACAGUAGGUAUUCCAUCUAUCUCUGCAUGUGAGUUCUUGGAUACUGAAGGGCUGGUGGGAAACAGCUACUACAAAAAGGGUGCAAAAGUAUAAACAUCCAUGACUGAUGAUGCAAAUGAUUGGCUGCUGUCAUGUCAAGAUACUGUAUCUUAAUUUGGGUUUCCCUAGAAGCUACUUGACUAGCACAGUCUUAUUACUGGCCAUUUCUUAAUAUUUACAUAUUAGUCAUCAUUUCUCGUGAACUGGAGUCCAGAAAGCUUGCUUUAGAAGAGCCUUUCAAUCACAUGCAUAGCACAGGGAAUCUCAAGAGAUUCAGGAGUGUGUUUACCUCCAUCUUACAGAAGCUGCUUAUUGUUAUGUCCAAUGUGGACCCCCAGUAUGGCAGCCCUGCUGACAUUGUCCUAAUGACAAUAUGGACUUAAUUCAGGCUGGACUCUGACCCAAUAAAUAGGAUGGUUAGCUGGUAAACAAAACAUAAACUCAGUGUUCCUCAGAAACCUUAUGAAUCUGGUUUCUGUUUGUCAGGAAAAGCCAUUACUUCCGUAUCCAGAUGCCUCUACAGCCAACUGCCUCCAGCAAAGGCAUCUGGUUUCCAAUUAAACAAGCCUGUAAUGGAUCAAAGCUCUGGUGCUAGUUCCUAGGCCAUUCUGGUUUGCACUCCACUUCGGAUACUCUAACUCCCAGCUGUUCUGGCUCACAUUCCUCCCCCCACCACUGUCCCCUUAAAACUGGCCAGGCUCUUCCCCCCAUUUGCUGUUCUCUGCUCCUGAGAGACAGCUUGGAAGCUUGGAUCCACAAUAAACCUUUCUUUCUACCCACAGAGUGGUCCACUUUGGUGGUCUCAUUGCACCUUGCUUACACAUAUCAAUGCAAAUUUCUCCCCCAGCCAGUGUUUUUACUUUCUCUCUAACUUCCUCUUCUUCUUUCUCCAUGAAAAACCAUCUGUUCCAUCUGGCUUCUUCCUUGUGCCCAGACAUAUUUGUGUCACAAACAUAAGAGAAAUUAACACUUCCAGAAAUGUCCGUCCUCAGGAAAACACCCAGCUCAGUCUGUAAGAUAAGAACGGUUGUCUUUGGCUCGGCACCACCUGCCUUCUUCCUAACUUCCCAGACCUCUGAGCUAAUGUGUUUACAAAAGCUGUCUCUACUUUCUUCCUAAAAGCAUCAAAUAGUGCAGAUCAAUUCAACCUUUUUCCAAAAAAGUUAACACUGCCUACUAAUUUAUUAUACAGCGUUUUUUUCCAUAUAGAGAUUAAACAAUGAGCAUAUUUGGUAUGAUCAAAGUGAGGGAAUGACAUUAAAAAGGCAGGAGCUUAAAGACUCAAUUAUUUAAGAUUUACAAAACAUUGUGAAUGCUCUAUUUAAUGUCUGUGGCCUUGUAAAAAGCACAACCUAUUUGGCAUAGUGCAGGAGCAUGUAAUUACAUUCAACCAUUCACAGAUGGUGGCUUCUGCAAAGCAUCCUUUGAGAAAGGACCACUUUCCUUUCUAGUCUUAUAUCUAAGACCAUUCCCUACCUUUCUUUACCAUAUGAGCCUUGUUGCAAAGGGUUUCUAUCCUAAGGUUUACAUAUGUACAGGGGUUGCAGCAACAGUUUGUUCUAGUACUUUGUUUCAUUCAUUUCUGGUUUGGAAAACUUUGGUGAUCUCAGAGCAAUAGAAAGUCACCAUUAGAAAUCUAGCUAAGACCCUGAAUUCAUCAAUUCAUAGACAAAGGCCAAAAGACAAGACUUAUACAGUCACAAAUCUAGUAAAUACUUAAGACAAGCUUUUAAAAAUGAUUCUAUACUACACAUAGUGCAUUUUGAUCAUAUUCUCCUCCAAGUUUCCCCUAACUCCUCCCAGAUACACAGUCUCCGCCCCUCCCCAGAGACCAUAGCCGUCAAUAGCACCUGAGCCGACUGUUGACUGACUAGGCUGUUGAGUUCAUGAGUGCAAUGGUCCUGCCACGUCCAGCACAUGUGAUCAAUAGCAACUGAGCUAGGGUGGAGGCUUGUGAGCCCCUUCCUGCUCCUUCCUGGACUGCUGACUGACUAGGCUGUUGAGUUCCUGAGUGCAGCGGUCCUGCGAUGUCUAGCACAUGCUGUUGAUCAGGUCUUCCUCAAUCUCCAGCUUAGAAUCUUUCAGCUCUCUCUUACAAAAUGGUUCCUGAUCUUUGGGGAGGGAGUGUGAUGUGGCUAAGCACUCCAGACACUUAUUCUUUGUAUUUUCACUAGUUAUGAGUUUCUGCAUAAAUCCUGUCCACUGAAAUUUCUCUGGUAAGGUCUGAGAUCUGCACUAACCUAUAGGUACAGAAAUAAGAAUUUUGAGGGCAGUUUGACACUGUUCAUUUAGCAAAAUACUAGCAGUAGGUUUAUCUCUUUGGCUUCAAUCCAUGGGCUAACUCUUGGCCAGAUUUACAGCACCUCCUGAUUGGAUUUAAGUCCAAUCAGAAAGUGGUUGGUUACCCCCAUAUUUGUGGUAGAAUUGCACUCACAGCUUUAUCUUGCCAUGCCUGUUAUACAUCACAGGGAUCACAGCUGGGUAAGAUUACUGAUGUUUUUCCCUCAGCAGCCUGCCUAGUACCUUCCAGUACAUGAAAAAUAGGCAGGCAACCUCCUGUGCAGUACCACCUCCACGUACUUUGAUUGUGUGGUGUCUUCAGGAACAGCAUUUCACCAUCUAGUUCUGGGGGGCAGCCAAGAACAAUGGCAAUAGACUGCACUGUUAAGGAAUAUCCAGGACCCUCUGAUCAACAACUUGAAGGGAGGAUUUUUGUACCUGGUAGCUGGGAGGAGCAGUACCCUAUGUAGGAAAACUCCAAUCAGAUUCCUUUAUAUGACUGUGUGUGUUUGAGAAGCUUUAAAACAGUACUUGUGUGUGUACAGUGAUGUGUGUAUGUGGGUGCACAUGUUGGAGUAUACCUGUGGAGGUCAGAGGAAACUUUCAAGGAGUUGGUUCUUUCUAUCCAAUACAAAUUUUACAAAUGGAACUCAGGUUGCCAGGUAGGUACCUUUAUCUGCUGAAACAUGCGUCUUCAGUGUGAGUGGAAUUAAUGCAUUUAAAAAGAGAAUUAGAUAGAAAUGAUUACUGAUGAGGUUUUAUGAAAAAUGCAUUUUAUUUGUAUAAUAAUUGUAUUUAUUAAAUUCUAUCAUUGACCUCUUCCCUUUUCUCCCUCCAACUCCUCCCCUUGCUCUCUCUCAAAUUUAUGGUCUUUUUUUUUUCUUAUUACAUACAAGUGUGUGUGUGCAUGCACAUGAAUGUAUUCCUACAUAAAUACAAUCUGUUCAGUUCAUACGAUGUUACCUGUAUGUAUACGAUCUCAGGGCUGACCAUUCGACAGGCCUGCCUUAAACAAUAAUGACAUCAAUGGACAUGCUAACACAGAAAAAGAGAAAUCUCUCAGGGCCUCAAUCCUGUGUGGGUGCCUGUAGAGGCCAGAAGAAGGUUUUGGAUCCCCUGGAGCUAAAGUUACA
Peromyscus californicus insignis is the source of this 12958-nucleotide messenger RNA. It is a transcript of the gene Fam81b, whose product is annotated as family with sequence similarity 81 member B. Bases 1 to 1236 code for a protein of 411 amino acids. The record is from RefSeq and is a predicted model, not a curated record. The transcript has 9 exons. NCBI's taxonomy places the organism in Eukaryota, Metazoa, Chordata, Mammalia, Rodentia, Cricetidae.